AUGCUGAUCUUGGCGCGAUCCUUGAUUCAAAUCAUGCUGAUCUUUUCUAUUGUUCUUUCGCUGGGCUGGGGCAUGGUCGGGUUGUCAUUGGAUCCUUACGGGAUAAUCUCCAUCCUGGGCUUUACGGCAUUACUCGUUACGUUCGGUCAUACCAUGUACAAUUGGAAUCGCAUCCCCUUUGCGGCCACAAAUUUGUACACAGCUUUGUGUGCAAUGCGCUGUACCGCCGAUAUAACGAUUCUUGGACUCACUAGCAUUAUUGUGGCCUUUUGUUGGUGCGUGAUCUGGUCCAUGGCCUUUAUAGGCAUUGUGAAUUCCUUCAACAGUAAAGAUUGUGACCAGGAGGAUGUCUGUGAACCGCACGUGCGCAGCAGUCACAUUCCGCUGUACCUGCUGCUGGUGUUUUCCUUCCACUGGACCAAUGCGGUCAUCAAGAACAUCGUUCGAGUCACAGUGGCGAGUGCGAUUGGUACCUGGUGGUUUUACCCCCAAGAGUUGCGUACCUUUUGCAGCCCCGCCGUACUACGACCACUGACGCGUUCAUUGACGACGAGCUUGGGCUCUAUUUGUCUGGGUAGUCUGAUUAUUCGACCGGCACAGGCUUUGUCUGUACUGGGUACUUUUUGUUGCUGCAUGUUUGGUGGGGGACCGGAAGGCACCGGCAGUGCGUGUAUGAAUCAUGCGCAGCGGAGCAAGAGGAUUGCGGACGAGGACAAGAAUGAAGUGAUCACUGACGAGCCCAACGGGGAUCCCGAUUCAGCAGCGGAUACCGUCGGUCUCUGCGAUCGCGCGUGCGGUGUGGUGGGAAGGAUAUCGCUGCAACUACGUGCGUGCAACCGAUGGUCGUUUACGUAUAUUGGUAUGUACGGCUACGGCUUUACCGAUGCUGGCAAGAAGGCGAUUCAAUUGUUCGAAACGCGCGAAUGGAUGGACGUGGUACGGGACAAUUUGAUUCGGAAUGUGCUGCUCUUAUCGAGUAUGAUAAUUGGCGGGAGCGCCGGUGUCUUUGCGGUAGUAGUGGAAGAAACGGACGGAUACGAAUUCUCCUCUUUUCACAAACCAAUUAUUACGGCCUUUUUGAUCGGUUCGGUGAUUGGCUUUAUCCUGAGCGACAUUUUAUUGUUGGGUGUGGUGGGCAGUGCGGUGAAUACCGUCCUGGUGUGCUUUGCGGCCGGCCCGUUCGAGUUCGACAAGAAUCACCCGCAACUGAGUCGCGAGAUGCGCGACGCAUGGAGUCAACAGGUAUGGGAGCCAACCGUGCACGCGGUGGUGUGA
Messenger RNA from Phaeodactylum tricornutum CCAP 1055/1, 1275 nucleotides. RefSeq lists its product with no specific name. The record is from RefSeq and is a predicted model, not a curated record. The coding region runs from base 1 to 1275 and encodes 424 amino acids. The transcript is spliced from 2 exons. Gene Ontology annotation, molecular function: transmembrane transporter activity. Gene Ontology annotation, biological process: transmembrane transport. Gene Ontology annotation, cellular component: membrane. NCBI's taxonomy places the organism in Eukaryota, Bacillariophyta, Bacillariophyceae, Surirellales, Neidiaceae.